Messenger RNA from Adineta steineri, 1290 nucleotides. NCBI's taxonomy places the organism in Eukaryota, Metazoa, Rotifera, Eurotatoria, Adinetida, Adinetidae. The record is from the annotation of a GenBank genome assembly.
AUGUUUCGAUAUCGGUUCUUUUUCGUUGAUUUAUACAAUAAUUUACAAUCUCUUCAUAAGAUACAACAAAAUGAAUUAGAACACAUUUCUGUGCUUUUUCGUGGAGAACUUAUAAGCGCAAAGGAAUUCAAUGUAAUUGAAGGCCUUAUCGGCUCAUUUGUAGUAGUCAAUAGCUUUUGGUCAACUACAACAGAUCGAGAAGUUGCUCACAUUUACUCUGCUAAUGGAGAACAUCGACCAGAAAAGGAAUCGAUUGUCUAUGAAAUUUAUCUUGAUAGAGAUGUUAUUAAGCGGGGUAGACAACCAUUUGCUGAUAUAAAACAAUUUAGUCGUUUCAAAGACGAAGAUGAAUAUUUAUUUGUAAUCGGUAGUGUUUUUCGUCUUGAAAAAAUUCGAUAUGAAGGUGAACGCCGGGUAAUCGUGUUAUCAUUAACAGACGGCCCUGAUACACAAUUUAAUCAAUAUAUUCAAUAUUACAGGAGGAAAAUUGAUGAAACCGAUUGUACGUUGCAGACGCUGGUGUCCAUUCUUAUAGAAUUCGGUAAAUAUAAAGAAGCUCAUAAAUAUUUACAAGCAAGUCCAUCAGAAGAGGGUGAGCCAACUGAAUAUCUUAUCGAUCCGGCUAUAUCCGACUUAAUUCAACAAAUCUCAACAAAUUAUACUGAACCUCUUAUUAUCAAUCGGUUUUUACAUGGGAUAUUGAAUCAUCUACGCAUUGUAGCUAUUCAUUCAGGCUCGUCAACACAAACACAAUUAUUACCACAAAUAACAGAGAACAUGAAAUAUUGUACCAUGAAUUUUUAUUACUCAGGACUGAUUAAUUAUGGAUUGAGAAGAUAUCGCGAGGCACUUCAUUAUUUUGAUCGUGCUUUGGAUACUAUCUUUACACAAGAUCGUUCACUUUUCGUUGCCUCAGAGCCAAGACAUUUACAAUUAAGCAACCAGCAUCUGACACAUUCCAGACUAGCUAAAGUUUAUUACCAUAUUGCACUCGUUCACUUUCCACUCGUGUUAUAUUCAAUAGUAAUUUCAGUGCUUUCAAAAGCGUAUGUUCACUACUUUUUAGUCAAUAACAUUGAACGUCGUGUUGGUUACGAUCUAAAUGGUGAUGGCUAUAUCGGAGGAGAAGGAUUUAUGAGUAAAUUAGAAAGACGAACUCAUAUUGAUUUCAAUCGUGAUAAUGUUAUUGGCCGUCAUCCUGAUAUCUAUUACGGCUAUCAAGGAGCAUAUGGUUCUGGACACAGUAGUUAUCCAUCUACGAAUUAUGGGUAUACUGGAUAUUCUUAUUAA